Solanum pennellii is the source of this 2034-nucleotide messenger RNA. Its product is annotated as exocyst complex component EXO70H1-like. Gene Ontology annotation, molecular function: phosphatidylinositol-4,5-bisphosphate binding. Gene Ontology annotation, biological process: exocytosis. The record is from RefSeq and is a predicted model, not a curated record. The transcript has a single exon. NCBI's taxonomy places the organism in Eukaryota, Viridiplantae, Streptophyta, Magnoliopsida, Solanales, Solanaceae. The coding region runs from base 83 to 1993 and encodes 636 amino acids. Gene Ontology annotation, cellular component: exocyst.
UCCAAAAAAAUAAAAAAUAAAAAAUCAUAGCUUAACAAUCAACCAUUUGAUAAUAUAUUCGUAGUGAUCGAUCGAUCGAUCGAUGGCUCGUAUACGAAUAGGGAUGAGAGAAAUUUGUUGUUCACCAAAAAGUUCAUCAAAAUCUCAUGAUAGUCCUAAUUCACCAUCUACUUCACUAUUCUCUUCCCCUUCACGUUUCUCGUUUUCGCCAUCUCGUCCGAGUUUUUCCGAUUCAGUUAUGAAUCGGACACUCGAGAUGGCGGAACCGAUGAUCAUGAAAUGGGAUCCUGAUACUACUAACUAUGCUAAAGUUACUUCUCUUUUCUACGAGAGUAGAGGAGAAGCCAACGAUUUCAUCAAGGGUGUGUUUAAUCUACAAAAGGCGAUGCACUUUCAUUCUAUGGAAAAUUCAAAAUCUGAUAAGCUUGUUCGUGCUCAAUCGUUGAUGCAAAUAGCAAUGAAGAGACUUCAGAAGGAGUUUUACCAGAUUCUAUCGAUGAAUCGAGCUCAUUUGGAUCCUGAAUCAAUUACUACAGUUUCUUCUCGAACUUCAACUCGUUCGAGUUUAUCCGAGUUUGAAGAGGAGGAAGAAGAUGAUCGUAUUGUAGCUGUUGCUGGUGAAUCGAUUUCUGAAGUAGAGGAUGUAUCGAAUGUAGCAAUGGCCGAUUUGAGAUUGAUUGCUGAGUGUAUGAUUUCUUCUGGAUACGCAAAGGAGUGUGUGAAGAUUUACAAAGUUAUACGUAAAUCGAUUAUAGAUGAAGCGAUUUAUAGACUCGGUGUUGAGAAACUGAGUUCUUCGCAAGUUCAUAAAAUGGAUUGGGAAGUUUUGGAUCUGAAAAUUAAAGAUUGGCUUCGAGCAGCAGAUGUAGCUGUAAAAGUAUUGUUUAAUGGAGAGAGAAUUCUCUGUGAUCACGUUUUUUUGUCCAACGAUUCAAUAAGAGAAUCAUGUUUUACUGAAAUUUCAAAAGAUGGAUCCAUGAUUCUGUUUAGCUUCCCGGAAAUCGUAGCGAAAAAUUGUAAGAAAUCACCGGAAAAAGUGUUCCGUCUGCUCGAUAUGUACACUGCCAUAGCUGAACACUGGCCGGAAAUUGAAGCUAUUUUUUCUUCCGAUUCAGAAUCUGUUAUCCGAUCUCAAGCGUUAACGUCACACGACAAGCUCGGCGAGUCUAUAAGGACGGCGUUAGCUGAGUUUGAGACGGUUCUUCAGAAGGAAUCUUCAAAAACACCGAUCGCCGGCGGUGGAAUCCAUCAUCUCACCGUCGAUGUAAUGGAUUACGUUACUCUACUUGCCGAUUACAGCAACGUACUCCCCGAUAUCCUUGCUGAAUCUCCUCCUCCGGCGAAAGGUUCCUUGCCGGAAUCAUACUUCGGUAUAGCCGAAACCAAUGACUCUCCGGCACCGGCAAUCUCACUCCGAUUCGCUUGGCUGAUUCUCAUUCUUCUCUGCAAACUCGACGGCAAAGCAAAGCACUACAAGGACGUUUCCCUCGCGUACCUCUUUUUAGCCAACAAUCUCCGGUACAUAAUCGUAAAAGUCCGUUCGUCGAAUCUCAAAUACUUGCUAGGUGAAAAAUGGGUAUCAAAACACGAAGAAAAGGUGAAGCAGUUCGCGUCAAACCACGAACGGUUAGGAUGGAGCCACGUCAUUGAAUCUCUCCCGCGAGAACCAAACACAUCAAUGACUCCCCAAGAAGUGAAAGAGAUUUUCAAGAGAUUCAAUUCAUCAUUCGAGCAAGCUCACCGGAAGUAUUCAAUGUGCAUGGUAAGUGAUAGUAAUCUCCGCGAUGAGUUGAAAAUAUCCAUUACGGAGAAACUACUACCAACUUAUAGAGAGUUCUAUAAUAAACAUAGAAAUACGAUAGUAAAAGAGAGACAUUCAGCUCAUGUGGUUAGAUUUUCUCCGGAGGAAGUAGGACAUCGAUUAUCUGAUUUAUUUUUCGGACCGAUUGAAUUAGAAAGAUGUUUAUCAUUUGAGUUUUCUCCAUCGCGAUAGCGCGAUAAAUAAAGGAAAAAAAUAUUUUAUUUGUUUUUUCA